Molecule: messenger RNA, 616 nt
Organism: Linum tenue
Lineage: Eukaryota; Viridiplantae; Streptophyta; Magnoliopsida; Malpighiales; Linaceae
Source: the annotation of a GenBank genome assembly
AUGGGAGCUCUGGACUCUCUUUCCGAUUUCGUGCACGACUUCUUCGCAGUCGCCAAGCAGAAGAGGAAGCGCAAGCCUCUCCAGGUACGUACGUACUACCUGGUCAUAAAUUUUGGUUAUUUUGUUGCACGUCGUCGUCGGCUGGGUUUGUUGAUUCUUCUUCUUCUUUCUUUUCUUGUUGGGGUUAAUUCGCAGACGGUGGAGAUCAAGGUGAAAAUGGACUGCGACGGCUGCGAGAGGAAAGUCAGGAACGCUGUCUCCCACAUGAAAGGAGUGAAAUCGGUGGAAGUAAUCCGGAAGCAGAGCCGGGUGGUGGUGACGGGACACGUGGAGCCGAACAAGGUGCUGAAGAAGAUACUGAGGACGGGGAAGAAGGCCGAGUUCUGGCCCUACGUCCAGUACAACCUCGUCGCCUACCCUUACGUCGCCGGCGCCUACGACAAGAAGGCGCCCUCCGGCUACGUCAGGAACGUCGUCCAGGCGCUCCCCAACCCUUCCGCACCCACCGGCGCCGGCGAGCACUUCACCACCAUGUUCAGCGACGACAACCCAAACGGUUGCUCCGUCAUGUAGAAAUAAGAAAUUGCUUUUUUUUUGUUAUAUAUAUAUAUAUAUA